CUAGCUGGCGGGUCUUGGUUUGCGGAAGGGGCUGGAGUCGCUGCUUCUUGGAGACCGGCACGUGGCCCGGCCAAUCGUGCCGCCGCCACCCACCCGCAACCGCGUCCGUUGACGGGCGGGUCCUUGGUCGCCGGGUCCUUGCGGAGCACCAGAGAGAGGGGUGGAGUCCUCAGUGCCGGGGAAUUCACCGCUCACCACCCCCUGCCCCGCUUUCGGUCCUGCUCGGGAACCAAACCACUGGAAGGCAGUGGCGGGAAAGGGGGGCCUGUGCCUGAGAGCUAAGGGAACAUGAGCCAUUUGCAGAGCUUAUUGUUAGACACCCUCUUGGGAACCAAGCAUGUGGACAGUGCAGCCCUCAUCAAAAUCCAGGAGCAGAGGCUGUGUGUAGCAUCACCAGGUUUUAAUGUAAUGCCCAGUGAUGUCCGAACACUGGUGAAUGGAUUUGCCAAGAACCCUUUGCAAGCCCGAAGAGAAGGAUUGUAUUUCAAGGAAAAAGAUUACAGAUGUGUCCGGGCAGAUGAAUAUUCUCUUUAUGCCAAAAAUGAGAACACUGGUGUGGUUGUCGUGAAGACCCAUCUGUAUCUUCUGGUGGCAACUUACACUGAGGGCAUGUAUCCUAGUAUCUGUGUGGAAGCCACACAGAGCCUGGGAGACUACCUAAGAAAAAAGGAAGUUAAGUUAUCAGAGGCCCAUGAAAGACACUUUUAUUAUUUUAGAAGAAAAUUGAAGAGCCUAAAGAAAAAAUAUUUUAUGGUUGAAAAAACACUAGAUAGAAGGCACUAAAAAAGAAGAAUGAAUUAAGGGAGCAAUUUUUAUUUCUUCAAGAGAUCUUCUUCUUUCACUGGAAUUACUUGAUCAACUGUUUUUUAAUAAGCGUUGGUCAUUGGCAUGGAAUGAGAGAGCACUGAUCAUUUCACAGAGCAUAUCUAUUGGGAGGCUCCUUUCUGUGAGGCCCUUGUACUCCUACACACCUUGCUAAGAAUGCCAAGAAUGCAAGGCUCUCACCACUCUAUCCAGGACAUUUCUCAGGGUUAGGUUGCAGCAAGCAACCUUGAAAAAUGAAGGGAUGUCUCCCAUCAGGACAAAGAGCAAGCUUGCUUACUGUUUGUUAUAAAAGCAGUGGAGUCCCUGAGCUCAGUGUUCUCCUCCUGUAAUACAACUCCCUGCAUGUGUGACAUCUAUCUGGCUCACAUCACCCCUGUGAGACUUGGGAGAAGGGAUUGCAAAGGCCAUUCAACAAUAAACCACUAGUCAAGGUAUUCAAUGGACAUUUCACACUCCCAUUUGCAGGUAUCUGGUAUCAUUUUGAACAUUAGAAAGGCCUUCUCAAAAAUCAACUCAAAAAGAUUUCUGACUCUAACCUUAACUUUCACUGCACACCUUAGUAAGGCAGUAUGGUCACUAAAUGCACCCUUCCCCAGAAAGAGUUCAUCUCCUCUUGGUCUCCUAGGUGAUAAUCUGGACCAUAAGGGUGGAGAGCUAUAGAACCUAUUUUGAAAACUGAAGAUUCUACACUGACUAUUGCUAAACAUGAUGCAUCUUUUUUUCCCUAACAGCAUCCUCAGGCCAGCCUGGUUGGUAUACCCUUCAGAUGUCCCUGGUGAGAGAACACCUUCGACUACUUGCCAAAAGACAGCCUAGGGAACUCAAAUUUAAUACUGGUUCAGCUAGAUUGGACUAACAUGGUCCUAUAUCAUGAUGAUAAUGACUACUUAGUUAAGUACACUGUUCUCUAGAUCCCUCUACAGGGUUCUACACAGGCCAAGAUAGGAUAUAAUGGUUCUCUUUAAUUUUGCAAAAAUGCCCCUGUCCCUCUUACAUCUGACUCUUCCAGACAAGAUGUCUGGAUGCAAGUAGGGCACGAUUGGAGAAAAAGUAUAGACAUGGCUACUGGGAUGGGACACACCAACUGCAUGGCCAUGGAGACCCUAGCACCUGGAGAGGGAACACAUUCCAUCUCAGGAGAUGGGGGAACAGGGGAGCCCUUUCAUGCUCUUUUUGUCCCCCAGAUUCAGCACCUCCUUGUGGCAAACCCUAACUUACUAGCCUUUGUAAAUCAAAUAAAAUCAAAUCUUAGGCCCUUUAUAGUUCCUGACAUGAUCAGGCAGUGAGGUACAGAAUUCAAAAUUCCAAAGAUGUGCCAUCUAGGGCAGGAUGGCUUUUGCUGGUAUUUACAAAAUUAUCUCAUUUUUAGGUCUGUAUAAUAGCCUUUCGCAGAGCUUACUUCCAACAUCAUUCCUUUUCUGAGCUUGGAUGCCAAGGACCACAGAUUUUUUUUUUUUUUUUUUUUUUGGUAGUCAACCUUGCCACUAGUCCAUUCAUCCAUUAUUUAGUCAGUAGUUUGAUUCUUUUGGGGGUUUUGUUGUUGUUAUUUGUUUUGAGACAGAGUUUUGCUUUUGUCGCCAAGGCUGGAGUGCAAUGGUGCAAUCUCCACUCACUGCAACCUCCACCUCCAGGGUUCAAGUAAAUCUCCUGCCUGAGCCUCCCAAGUAGCUGGGAUUACAGGCACCCACUACUACACCUGGCUAAUUUUUGUAUUUUUAGUAGAGACGGGGUUUUGCCAUGUUGGUCAGGCUGGCCUCGAACUCCUGAUCUCAGGUGAUCCACCCCCCUCGGCCUCCCAAAGUGGUGGGAUUACAGGUGUAAGCCACUGUGCCUGGCCUGUUUUUUGUUUUUAUUUUUGUUUUGAAACAGGGUCUCACUCCAUAACCCAGGCUGGAGCGCAGUGGUGUGAUCACAGUUAACUACAGCCUCAAUCUCUAAGCUCAAGCGAUGCUUCCACUUCAGCCUCCCGAGUAGCUAGGACUAUAGGCACAUGCCACCAUGUGCAGCUAAUUUUUAAAUUUUUUGUAAAGAUGGGGUCUCACCGUGUUACACAGGCUGGUUUAGAACUCCUGGGCUCAAGCCUCCUUCCACCUCGGCCUCCCAAAGUGCUGAGAUUACAAGAGAGAGACACUGCAUCUGGCCUUUGAUUCUUUUUGGAAAGAGAUAACAGUAAAUUUUAAAUUAACUUAUUUAGCAU
Molecule: messenger RNA, 3022 nt
Organism: Symphalangus syndactylus (siamang)
Lineage: Eukaryota; Metazoa; Chordata; Mammalia; Primates; Hylobatidae
Gene: PFN4
Product: profilin family member 4
Cellular component (GO): cell cortex
Molecular function (GO): actin monomer binding
Source: RefSeq, a predicted model, not a curated record